GUCAAGAUAAAGUACCAGAAGAACUAAGUCCAGGAUGCAAAGAAAUAUGGUGAUUACACAUCUUCUCACGUUUCUUCAAAUCUUUUGUUCAUCUUGUGAAUAAGAAGAGGACAAAGCCCUCAAGGAGCCCAUAAGCUGCAGGUUUAGAAACGCAGUAACUUUCUUGCCAAUCACCAAUAUGCCGGAGCUGAACUGUUCCCUCGAAGCCAUUUCCACGACUGGUGCCACAGUUUUCGGCGGCGCAGGCUGCCCUGAGGCGGCUGUGGUGUGUGGGAUGAAUAUCUCCUGGUUGUUGGCGGAUGCUACUGAACAAGAUCUGGAUGACGUGUGUUUGAGCGAGGAGGACUACCUGGCCAUGCACCUGGGGCCUCUGAAGUCUCCUGUGUUCUUUCCCGUCUGCAUCACCUACCUCACCAUCUUCAUGGUCGGCGUCCUGGGCAAUUCUUUGACCUGUGCAGUCAUUUUACGCUACAGUGUUAUGCAGACGCCCACCAACUACUACCUGCUGAGCCUGGCGGUGUCCGACCUGCUGGUGCUGCUGCUGGGCAUGCCGUUAGAGCUCUACGACAUGUGGCACAACUACCCCUUCCUGCUUGGGGAGGGGGGCUGCUACUUCAAAACUUUUCUGUUUGAGACUGUCUGCUUUGCCUCAAUCCUCAAUGUCACCGCACUCAGCGUGGAACGCUACAUGGCGGUGGUCCACCCCCUAAAGGUCAAACACAUGGCCACACGUGCUCAUGUCAAGAGGGUCAUCCUCAUGCUGUGGGUCCUGUCCAUGCUGUGUGCUGUGCCAAACACCAGUCUGCAUGGGAUUACGGCUCUGCCUUCGAGGUUUGGACGACAGUUUCCUCGAUCUGCUAUCUGCCAUGUGGUCCAGCCCACCUGGAUGUACAACCUGAUCAUCCUGAUUUCCACGCUGGUCUUCUUCCUGCUCCCAAUGCUGAUAAUUAGCGUCCUCUACCUGCUCAUUGGCUUGCAGCUCCGCAGGGAGAGGUUAACGACCAUGGUGGACAACAGGCAUUGCUUUGGGUCGGAAAGUCUCUCCAGGUCCCACAAGCAGAAGCUGAGCAAACGCAACGUGCAAGUCACCAAAAUGCUGUGUGUGCUGGUGAUUGUGUUCGGCCUCUGUUGGGCUCCCUUCCACGUGGACCGCUUGAUGUGGAGUUACAUCGACACCUCGUCCGACCAGCACCUCCAGAUCUUCGAGCACGUCCACAUCGUCUCCGGUGUUUUCUUCUACCUGAGCUCCGCCAUCAACCCCGUCCUCUACAACCUCAUGUCCACCAGAUUCAGAGAAAUGUUCAGUCACAUGACGUGUUAUACGGACAGUUGGCCGAUUCGCUCCAGCUUACAGAUGACCCAACGCAGCACCUUGAGCGAGAAAACACCCAACAACAGUGUGAAAUGGACUUAAGAACUUCUGAGUCAAAGAAAGUCCAAGAACAUUAAACACAGAUAGGUGACAAAUUAAAGAAAAAUUUAGUGGAGGAAUGCAGCAAAUACAGGGCACGGGGUGUCACUGAAUGGUUCGAUGCCCUGUGGCCUACACAGAAGCUAGACCUGAUCCAAACUGAACACCCAAGGGAGAUUUUGGACCAACCACCUCCAUCAUCAACACACCAAAUUAGGGAAUAUCUUUUGAAAGAAUGUUGAUCGUCCGUCCGAGAGAGCUAAGAGACUCAGAAUAAAAAUCUUUGAUAAGGAGCAUUUGUGUCCCAGGAUCUUGUGGCAGCCAAACACCUUCGAAUGGGAAAGUCUUGGCCUCAAAUGGAAGGAUAUUAACCUCUGAGUGAUGGGGAUGAACAGAUGUUGUGAAGGAUAAACUGUUUGACCAAAGGCUAUGUGACAAGCCUUAAGAGACACACACAAAAAUAAGCAUGCCUGCAUGCUGCACACACCCUGACUGUAAUAUCUACAGUAAUUCAAAUCCUAUUUAGAGAGAGGACCAAUAAGACAACAUCCUGAAUGAAGUGAAAAGAUGACAAAGUCAUUGCUUAGAUGAACGAUGAAAUUAUCAUAUAAAUGGCACAAUUUAUGGAUUGAAAAUGUAACCCAUCAUCUGUAUGACAAGUAAAUCAUUUCUAUUUGUGAAUUGUAUUUAAUGUAUUUACUGUAUAAUGUGAAGCAUAACACUUCCAGGCUUGCUUAUUUAGCGCUGCAGAGCUCCGAGUGCCAACAUCAACAACGCUGACAAAGCAAAGAAUGAAUGCAUAACGGCUCCUGUUUAAAAGCAGCAAACACUUGUCUGGGAAUGAAUCAGAGGUGAAAAUGAAAGUUAAUUAAGGAAAGGGUGAAAUAACCAUAAGAUGGUUUGACUAUGGUAUUUAUAACCAGUGCCUUCCAAGUAUUUGAAUUAUAUUCAGAAAAUACAUGAGGCUCAAUGAUUUUAUACACCAACUGCCAUGUUCUCACAUGUUUCUUUGAUACUUGUAAUAAUUACUCAUACGAUACACAAUAUUAGUAAUUCAUCGUACUGUUUAAAGCUAAAUUAACAAAAUAUACAUCAUGAUUUUAGAAAUGGUUAUAUCCUGGUUUAAAGUAUCAUAUUCGUUUACUGCUCGCCUGAUUUUAAAACAUAUAAGUGUUAUUGUUGUUUAAUGUAUCAAUUAACAUUUUGGAUUACCUGUAUAUAGGACAUGUGAAUAUUUAUCAACUCUUUUAUUAAUGCAAAGGGUCUGAUGCAGUCUUCUCUUCUAUUUAAUGAAAGCAUGUAUGUUUUUCUCAGCGUGUACCCUUGAAAUAGUAUUUAUGAUUCCAUGACCUGCUUUUGAAUAUCAGCGGUAAGAUGUGCCAGCGGUGUUAUUGUUUUUAUCACUGGUUUAACUUGGAAGAAAUGAGUAUAAUGAGCCUUUGCACUUGUUUUCAUAUCCAGACUCGUGGGCUGCAGAGCGACCAGCUCCAGGACAGAAAUGUCUUCUGUGUAAACAUUGUGGUUUAAGUGCCCGAACAAUACAAGUUAUUUAUGAGUAAUGAGGUGGGCCAAAAGCCACAAGAACCUUUCCACUGUGCUGUCUCAUCUCAGCUUUGCAUGACACGCAGUGCAGGGGAGAAAGUAAUUUGUACACAUGGAGAUGAUAAUUAUGCGGAGUGGAGGCUAUGAUGUCACAAGGUCAGUAAUAUGGAAAGAAAUUAACGAGAUGACUGAGGAGGAGGAGGACACAAGAAAAGAAAUGAGUUAAAUGAUGGACGCUGACAAAUCAGUGUGUAAUGGCACAGUGUUAUCAGUGUGACACACCAGCACUAAUGACUGUCAGCAUACCCACAACUUCCAUCAUCAUAACACAAUAUGCUGUUUACCCACUGCCUCUGCAAAUAGACUCAUUUAAAAGCCUGAAUCACAGUAUCACUCAAGUAAUGGUGUUUCAGCGGCAUGGUUAUUAUCACCACUCAUGGCUCUUUGAUGUAACAUUAUGAGGCAGACGGUAUCAUUUAACUGUAAGGAAUUAUGUGAGCCGAAUUUGGGAGCUAUGAAAUUAAAGUGCAAAACAACCCAAAUGAGAAAUAUGAUGUGUUUCAUUUUGACUUUCACUCAGAGAAAUGUGCAGAGAUCUGGAAAAUUCUAC
Seriola aureovittata is the source of this 3563-nucleotide messenger RNA. RefSeq names its product neuromedin-U receptor 1-like. The record is from RefSeq and is a predicted model, not a curated record. Gene Ontology annotation, molecular function: neuromedin U receptor activity. Gene Ontology annotation, biological process: G protein-coupled receptor signaling pathway. NCBI's taxonomy places the organism in Eukaryota, Metazoa, Chordata, Actinopteri, Carangiformes, Carangidae. The transcript has 4 exons. Gene Ontology annotation, cellular component: plasma membrane. The coding region runs from base 179 to 1414 and encodes 411 amino acids.